Molecule: messenger RNA, 1751 nt
Organism: Diatraea saccharalis (sugarcane borer)
Lineage: Eukaryota; Metazoa; Arthropoda; Insecta; Lepidoptera; Crambidae
Source: the annotation of a GenBank genome assembly
AGCAUUAGUGUCGGGAGGGCCUGCGCAGCCGCAAGUGCGCUGUUCACGCGGACUUCUUGAAUGAAACAUGGGAUCGAUGUGGGCAUUCGUCGUAAUCGCGUUCUUCGCGAGCGUUCAUUGCGCUCCACCUGGGAAACCUUCACUCGGCUGGGGCGAGAGAACGUUUGCUAUCGUAGAAGUCAAUCAAGCUGCCACGGCUUACAAUCAGCUCGUCACCAAGAGGGAUUCUGCCGAUGUUUCAGUAACGUGGAACGUUUGGUCAGGAGAUCCAGCUGACAAAGCCAGAGUGUUGCUCAACGGCAAGGAAUUCUGGUCCGGUGCCGCCGGUGCUUCUGGUGCAGCCACCUUCAAAGUCAAGAAAGGAGGAAGAUACCAGAUGGUAGUUGAACUUUGCAAUGCGGACGGAUGCAGCUCAAGUGAUCCUACAGAGAUUGUCGUAGCUGAUACAGACGGCAGUCAUUUACCACCUCUGGAUUAUUCUAUUGGAGAGAAAAACAAACCUUUCAAACAAACUUCGGGAAAAGUACUCGGAGCUUACUUCGUAGAAUGGGGUGUAUACCCAAGGAAGUUCCCUGUGGACCGCAUCCCUAUUCCCAAUUUGACCCAUUUGCUCUAUGGGUUCAUUCCAAUCUGCGGCGGUGAUGGCAUCAAUGAUAGUUUAAAGGAGAUUGAAGGCAGUUUCCAAGCUCUGCAACGCUCGUGCAGCGGCCGCGAAGACUUUAAAGUAUCCAUUCACGAUCCUUGGGCCGCUCUUCAAAAACCACAGAAAGGUCUUUCCUCUUGGAAUGAACCUUAUAAAGGAAACUUUGGUCAACUAAUGAUGUUAAAACAGGCCAAACCCGAUUUAAAGAUUUUACCUUCAGUCGGCGGUUGGACCUUAGCUGAUCCAUUCUUCUUCUUCACGGAUAAGACAAAGAGAGACCGUUUCGUCGCCUCAGUCAAAGACUUCCUGCAGACUUGGAAAUUCUUCGAUGGUGUAGAUAUUGAUUGGGAAUUCCCCGGAGGUAAAGGCGCCAACCCCAAUCUUGGAAGCCCGAAAGACGGGGAAAUCUACGUACUCCUAAUGAAGGAACUGCGCGAAAUGUUGAACGAGCUCUCCGCUGAAACCGGAAGGACAUAUGAGUUGACUUCUGCCAUUAGCGCCGGUUGGGAUAAAAUCCAAGUCGUCGAUUACAAUGCAGCACAAAAAUACAUGGACCACAUAUUUUUCAUGAGCUACGAUUUCAAGGGAGCAUGGUCCAAUGAUACUUUGGGUCACCAAGCUUCUUUGUAUGCUCCUGAAUGGCAGCCAAAAGAGACUUACACUACUGACUUCGGCGUGAAAUACCUACUGGCUCAAGGAGUGAAUCCUAAAAAGAUUGUAGUGGGUGUUGCCAUGUAUGGACGAGGUUGGACAGGAGUCCAUGGCUACAAAGAUGAUAAUCCCUUCACUGGUAAUGCUACUGGACCCGUCAAAGGUACUUGGCAAGACGGUGUGGUGGACUACAGAGAAAUAGCAGACGAGAUAGCUGCUGGCAAAUGGGAAUAUCAUUAUGACAAAGUGGCGCAAGCUCCAUACGUAUUUAGAAAAGCAACUGGUGAUCUUAUAACUUAUGACGAUGCAAGAUCAGUUAUAGAGAAGGGUAAAUAUGUUAGAAAUAAUAAGUUGGGCGGUUUGUUUGCGUGGGAGAUUGAUGCAGACAAUGGUGAUAUUUUGAAUGCUAUGAACAUGGGUCUCGGUAAUAGUGCGUAAUCUGGAUUUAUAUCGUGAU